Messenger RNA from Trametes versicolor FP-101664 SS1, 918 nucleotides. RefSeq names its product fructosamine-3-kinase. NCBI's taxonomy places the organism in Eukaryota, Fungi, Basidiomycota, Agaricomycetes, Polyporales, Polyporaceae. The transcript has 5 exons. The record is from RefSeq and is a predicted model, not a curated record. Bases 1 to 918 code for a protein of 305 amino acids.
AUGCGUGCUCAUCGUGUGUUCGAGCGCGUCCUUCAGAAUCCUCACAUGGAAGGCCCAGAAUGCACCCUCACGCAGGCCGGCUCCAUUAUCAUAACAUCCACCGGAAAACAGUACAUCGCCAAGAUUGGACGCCAUGAGGACACAGAUCGGUAUCACGGAUUAAACGAGUCGCUCGUGAUACUCGAGACCGCGGUGCCAGGUCUUGCUCCCAAAUCCAGCGGCUGCGGCCUCAUAGAGCGUGAAGAUAAAGAGCUCGAUAGCGACCUGAUGAAACCGUACUCCUUAUGCGAGUACAAGGAAACCGUACCCCUCGACUCUGAAACAGCCAAGGUCCUCGCAAUGCGCCUCGCCACGGAACUACAUACUUACAAGAGUCUGGGGAGUUUCGGAUUCCACGUGCCUACGUAUUGUGGGCCAACUCGGCAGGAAAACAAAUGGUGCAAACCUUGGCAGAAAUGCUUCGACGCGCUCAUUGGAGACCUUGCAGACGAGCUGCACGCAAAUAAGGAGUACAAGGCCCUUUCCAGGAAGGUCACUCGUGUGAGAGAACGAAUCAUCCCAGCACUGCUGGGAAGUCUUGUUAUUAGCCCCGUCCUACUUCAUGGUAAUUUGUGGAGCGGCACCACAGGAGUCGAUCGUCACACUGGAGCUCCUGUGAUUCUCGACCCUGCGUGUUUCUUCGGCCAUAACGAAUUUGAUUUGGCUUUGAGCCGCAUGCUUGGCGGCAUGCCGGAUUCGUUCUACGUCGCAUAUCACGAUUAUCUCCGAUGGUCCGAGCCCGAGGAACAGUACGGCAUGCGGCAGGAAUUGUACCAGCUGUACCACUGCUUGAGAUACCUUUUGAUAUUUGGCAAGGAUACGUAUGCUGAGGGUGCUCGGAAGAAGAUGGAUUGGCUGCUAAGGGUGGCCCCAUACUAA